Molecule: messenger RNA, 300 nt
Organism: Soboliphyme baturini
Lineage: Eukaryota; Metazoa; Nematoda; Enoplea; Dioctophymatida; Soboliphymatidae
Source: the annotation of a GenBank genome assembly
AUGAACUCGACCGGGCGAAUAAUAGCUUUCUGCGUCUUCACCUCUGAAGAAAUUGAAAUCGUAAGUACAUUACACCGCAUUUCGGAGGCACACAAAACCGACGGCUUCAUGAACGAUAAGCCAUUGCAGCAGCGCCGCCUUCAGGCCGCACGUUCUGCUGCAUCCACGUUUUAUGACCAGGCGGCCCGAACAGAACUCGAGCAGUCGACUCCGACUAUGACGACGAAGAUCACGACAGAUGUGAGGAUAAGACCUCUUUGGAUCACCGCGCCCGACCUCAAUAUUGGAUUGUUUCGGUGA